AUGGACGAGGUCAAGGUUCCUCGCAGUUUCAAGCUUAUUGAUGAGCUUGAAAGGGGCCAGAAGGGAUGUGUAAGUGACGGCGUUUCAUUUGGCCUCGAGAGACCUGACGAUAUUACCCUAACCAACUGGUCCUGUACUAUCUUAGGAUAUCCAGGGACCAAUUAUGAAAAUCGUAUCUAUUGUUUAUCAGUUGUUUGUGAUGAUGAUUACCCAGAUAAACCUCCCAAAUUAAAAUUUUUAACUAAAAUAUCACUAACAGGAGUGGAUUCAAAAGGAAAUGUGAUUGCCGAAUAUUUUAGCACAUUAAAAUACUGGAAAAGACAGUUAACUAUUGAAUCUGUUCUUGUCGAUAUUAGAAGACAAAUGUCAAGUCAUAUUAAUAGAAGACUACCUCAACCUGAAGAAGGAACAACUUAUGAUUAA
Messenger RNA from Theileria annulata, 423 nucleotides. RefSeq names its product ubiquitin-conjugating enzyme (MMS homologue), putative. The coding region runs from base 1 to 423 and encodes 140 amino acids. Gene Ontology annotation, biological process: DNA damage tolerance; protein K63-linked ubiquitination. NCBI's taxonomy places the organism in Eukaryota, Apicomplexa, Aconoidasida, Piroplasmida, Theileriidae. The transcript has 4 exons. The record is from RefSeq and is a predicted model, not a curated record. Gene Ontology annotation, cellular component: nucleus.